Molecule: messenger RNA, 3747 nt
Organism: Biomphalaria glabrata
Lineage: Eukaryota; Metazoa; Mollusca; Gastropoda; Planorbidae
Product: actin nucleation-promoting factor WASL-like
Exons: 13
Coding region: 308-1924 (538 amino acids)
Biological process (GO): actin filament polymerization
Cellular component (GO): cytoplasm; actin filament
Molecular function (GO): actin binding; microtubule binding
Source: RefSeq, a predicted model, not a curated record
UUUCCGGUUGAUCUGUCAACAAGGAAGAACAUCUGUUAGACUACAAUAAUUCAUUCUAUUCUACUCAUUCUAGUUCUAGAUCUAGACUUCUAGAUCUAUAAUUUUUAUAUAGAUUCUAGAUUUAGUCUAGAUCUACAUCUAGAGUUACGACUGUUUAAAUCUACAUAUCUAGAUCUAUUUGUUUUGCACCAAUAUGAAUAAACCUAAAGAGAAACCCACGAACGUUCCCUCAAUUUUACUGGAAGGCCACGAAAAUGAUGCGCUUUUUUAUACAAUGGGCACAUUGUGCCUUUUAUAGACAGAUAGGAUGGCUGCCUGGUCGUGCGGUUUGCGCGCUGGAUUGUCGUUUGGAUUUACAGAGGGUUCCCGGUUCAAACCCUGCCCGCUCCCAUCCUCGUUGACCUCCGGGAGGUUUGGACUAGGAAGUAAACUAUCUUCAACUCUGAAGGAACAUCCAAAAAAUACUCUGGCCACAGGUGUUGUUCAGUUAUAUUUAGCUGAUCAGCCUGACAGCACAAGAUGGAACAAAAGAUGUUGUGGUGUUGCUUGCUUUGUCAAAGACAGUUCCAAGAAGUCAUUUUAUAUCAGAGUAUAUGAUAUCAAGAAACAGCAACUAAUAUGGGAGCAAGAGUUGUAUAACAACAUUGUCUACAAGGCACCUAGAGAAUACUUUCAUACUUUUGAAGCAGAUAGCUGCCAGGCUGGCUUGAACUUUGCCAGUGAAGAUGAAGCAGUCAAAUUUAAGAAAGCAAUAGAUAACAAGUUGAUGGAUAGACAGCGAAGAAAGAAUGAGAAAGGUAGAAGAAGACAAAACACUAUUCAACAAAAACCUCCCAAUGACAUCAGUCGCCCACCAAACAUUGCUCAGCAGAGAUCCAAUGCUCCAGCUAUUCCCACACCUCAGCCUGUGACUAUCAAUGUGGAUUUGAAUCGUAGCAAUAACAAUCUCAGCUCGGCUGGCACUGGCACUAUAAAGAAAGGGAAAGAGAACAAGAAAGAUGCCAAGAAGAAGCUAACCAAGGCUGAUAUUGGCACACCUUCCAAUUUUGUGCAUGUGAGUCAUGUUGGUUGGGAUCCUGAUAAAGGUUUUGAUAUGAACAACUUGGAACCUGACAUGCAGAAACUGUUUCAGUCUGUGGGUAUCAAAGCUGAUGACAACAUUGACAAAGAAACUGUUGACUUUAUUUAUGACUUUGUGGAGAAACAUGGUGGCAUUCAGGCUGUGAAACAAGCUUUGGGACCUGGACGAUCUGGACUGCCUCCACCUCCACCAAGUGGUGGAGCACCCCCUCCGCCUCCACCUAGUCGUACACCUGCUCCAGCUCCUCCGCCACCUUCUAGGGGAGGUGCACCACCUCCUCCACCUCCAUCUCGUGUAGCACCUGCACCAACCAGGGGAGCAGCUCCUCUCCCACCACCUGCUCCUAACAGAGGCAUGCCUGCUCCCCCUAGGGCUCCUGUCUCUGCUCCUCCUCUGCCUCCUCCCAAUGCACCCCCUCCUCUUCCAUCAAACAUUGGGGGAGGGCCUCCGCCACCACCCCCACCUCCACAGAUGGGUGGCCCACCCCCUCCACCACCCCCACCUCCUCCACCCACUGGAGGAGACACCAGCGGACGCAAUGAUUUGCUAUCUGCCAUAAGGUCUGGAACCCAAUUAAAACCAGCGGCAGUUAAUGAUGGCCCCAAACCAACAGAUUCAAGAGAUGAUUUGCUGAAUGCUAUAAGACAAGGGGCAGCUUUAAAAAAAGUGGAUAAUAUGGAAGAUAGAUCCUCUGCCAACAGUCCUUUGGAAAUGGAUGGCCUUGUGGGAGCCUUAGCCAAAGCUCUGGCCAGCCGUCGUCCAGCCUGUGUGGACAGUGAUGAUGAAGAUGACUCAGAUGAUGAUGAUGAAGAUGUCAGUGAUGAUGAUGACUGGGAUGAUUAAAUCAACAUGUGUAUACUUUUUGACAAGUUAUUUCAAACAUGUACUUCAAACAGUACCCUGCACUGAGGAGUCAUAUUGUGUUAUUAUUUUUAAAAUAACCAUUAAUGUGGGAGUUUGUUUAUUUUAAAUUGUGGUUAAAGUAAAUAGUUUGAACACAUUCAUAGUAUUUAACAUUUGACAGCAUUAAUCCUUUUUUUUUUUUUUUUUUUUUUAAUAUCAAAAUUUUAUUUCAAAAUCAUCAUCAUAUCUUGUGCAUUUUUACUUUGAUAAGAAAGCACUAUUGUAUUGUCAAUGUUUGUCUAGUGGUUAAAAAAUAGUCAUUACUUUUUAUAUUUUCUUACUAUUGUUUUGGGGGAUGUGGUGGCUGAGUGUUUAAGUAUUUAACUUGUCUGAGAUUUAGAACUUUUGGAUUUGUAAGGUGCCCCUUAAGUCCACCCAACUUUAAUGGACACAACUGUGGAAGUAAAAGAGGUUGGUCAUUGUGCUGGCCACAUGACACCUUCAUUAAAUAAGGGCCUUAGAAAUAGUGUGUUUACAUUAUCUGCCCCCAUAAAUAAAAAAGGUUGAUAGGGAAACCUUUACUUUUUUUUUUCUUACUAUUUUUUUUUCUACCCUAAUUUUACUUCUGAUAGUUACUUCCUUUUAUUUUGUUAUACACCUAGUUUCUUUAUUGACACACAAAUGAAAUUUUUUAAAAAUAUAAAGAUUUCCUGUUUUGCACUAAUCACCCUUACUGUUGAACCAUACUUAAUGCUGAAAAUGUAAGUUUUGAAAUCAUUUAUUAUACAUAGUUCAAAUAUAUAUUUAAUUGUAAUUUUAUUCCAUUAUUCUAUUCUUAAUAGUAUCCUUAGACACUACAGAUGCUAUUCCAAUCAUCUUGCUAAAAAGCUAAGAAAUAGUGAUGUAUUAUAUCUUUGUAAAAAUAUUUUUAAAAAUCCAAUAGUUUAAGAAAAAUAUGUUAAAAGACAUUUUUAUGUAGGUUUUUUUUAAUAAACAAUGACCAAAAAAAAAUAUUUUUUUUUCUUUUGAAGUUAUGGUUAGGGUCACUGAUACUAAAUCAUAAAAUUACCCAUUUGUAAAAAUCAAUCUUAUAACUACAUUUAGGUUUAAUUAAAACUGAUUGCUAAUUAUUAGAUUUUUUUUAAAAUAGACGUUGGGCAUUAGACUUUGUCACUUUUUUCACAAUUUUUGGUGGCUGGAAAUUUUUUAUUUUUUUUUUUAGCUUCAUGUUAAGCAAUUGUUUUUUCAUAUUUUAUGUAUGUAAAUUUUAUAGCAAUAAAAUUUCAAAUAAGGAAAUUCUGUAAAACUUGAAUAGACUAUUAUGAAUAGACUAUUAUGUUCUAUUUCAUUUGAUUUUGUUUUUGUUUCUUGUAACCUUACAAAGUGAGCCUGAUUUCCCUUGUAACAGUAUAACCCAACUUAGUGCUGGGAAGGCUUAAGAUGCACUUUUGAAAAGAGGCUUACUACCCAUUCCCAUUUCUUGGUUACUAGUUUAGUCAAUAACAUUGUGUGUACAAACUGAUGACUUGUGUUUCUUAUUCAAAUUGCAGUUCUGUCUGUUUUAUUUCUUGUACCGGUAUAUGUUUUUUUAAAGUUUGAUCGAGGACAUCUAUAACAUAGCUUAUAAAAUCAACCCUGUCUGGUGCACAUUUUUACACGUUACUUCUCCCACUUCCCAUUCUACGAUCAAGUUGAAACUUUGCACAAUUUUUCAUUGUCCCUUUCAAAAUAUGAAUCAAUCAAAUUAUUAAAUAAUUUGCUUAUAAUUUUUUUUUUGUUUGAUAUAGAAAAGGAAAAUAAAUCUUACAGUAUUGAGACACAUA